CGACAAAUUGAGACCACCCUGUGGUCGGUUCCACCCACCAGCAAGCAUCUCAAUGGACUCGACACCUUUUUUCCUCCACCAGCUGCUUCUUGCGGUUGCUUGUGCCAACCGCCGCUUACACACAGAUACCUUACCGUACCUGACGAGCUGACGCUGAAACGCAGCGUGGACUGGCCAACACUACUGUACCACCCACUACCCCCAUGGACGAUACACAUAGCAACAUGGAGGACAAUAUGCCCAUACUUUACAUUGGCCACCACGAGACCAAGCGGGCCAUGCCUGUAUCUGAGGAGCUGGUUCAGCAUGCACAGGAUUUGGGCUACGACAUGCUCACUUCUCCCAUCACGAACGCCCACUUUCACUCUCGCGUCCUCAGUCUUCUCAACUCGUAUAAUCAGGCCAUAACUGAAGCUGCCCUCCCGUCGGAUGCCCAACCGUUACCCCUCAUACCCGCGCUGCAAAGCGCAGAUACUGACCUUGGGCCCAGUGACAGCAUUUCUCAGCUCAUUACAUUCACGAGUUCCUGGAUAGAUUUGUCUUCGCCUGAUCCCGUGAUUGCCUAUCUUUCCCGCCAGGUCUUGAAUCUGGAGAUUGCCUAUGCUGCGUUCUGUGGAGCCAUCACCGUCGUCGUGCCAGGACCUCGCCUUUCUCAUGGCGCAAACGGUCUCGCGCAGUAUGCACGCGCAAUAAAGGAAGCCCUUGCAACUGGGUCAUACAUACAGUUGCAUAUCUUGAUGCCGAUGGAUGGGUCCGAUUUGGAGGAAGCGCUAGAUGACCUUGGUGACUUAGCGAGCUUUACGCGUGCGGAGUACCAAAAUCAAAGAAAUGUUGGAAAGGGGCGAGCUGGCCUAUUCAGCUCCUGGGACGCUUGGAAUACGAUCCGUUCCAUUUGCAAAUAUCAUGCCAGGCUCUCAAUCGCCCUCGAACUUCCUCGCCGUCUUCCUUCGUUGGCUCUCCAAUCCCGCUGGUACUCCGAGCCAAUUCGGCUGCUGAUUCUACCCGCAUCGUCAUUUCUUAUCAAUGCUCGUGGCUCCUCCGUGCUGUCCAAGGCUCACCAGGCCUUCAUAUUCCGGGCGAUGCGUUUGCAAAAGGCGCCCUGGCUUCUUCUUGCAGAUAUUGGACCGCUACCAGGAGUCGAUGAUCCGGACUUGAUCAUGUCUUACGCGACUGGACACCUUUCCCCAGAAGCUGCCGCUGAUGCUCCCACACCCCGCUCAUCCAUGUCACCAUCCCCUACACCGGCAGAGGCCGCGCUGAUGGGAAAGAACGCCAGGAAGAAGAGUAACAACAAUGACCCUACUCCUCAUCUCAGCUAUCUCCGUUACUUACAGCGUAACCAGCCACCAAAGACUGUUAUUGAGAGAUUCGGUGGUGGCUUUCAGGACUACCUACAGAGCCCUCUACAACCACUCUCUGACAACCUCGAGUCGAUUACUUAUGAAGUAUUUGAAAAGGAUCCCAUCAAAUAUGAAUGGUAUGAGCGCGCCAUUGCUCAGGCGCUGCGAGAUUGGCAGGCACAAGGGAAACCGACAAGCUCAGACGACGGCGCGGUAGUAGUAGCUGUAGUGGGCGCCGGCCGCGGCCCACUCGUUACUCGUGCACUGAAUGCAAGCAAAAGCUCGGGGGUCCCCGUUCGCGCCUAUGCAGUUGAGAAGAACCCAAAUGCGUAUGUCCUUCUGCAGCGUCACAAUGAGCAGGACUGGCAGCGCAAGGUUACAGUAGUCAAGACUGACAUGCGUGCCUGGAAGGGACCUUCCCUGGCCGAUGGGAGCUUUGGCAAGGUGGACAUAUUGGUUAGCGAACUGCUGGGCAGCUUCGCUGAUAAUGAGCUUUCGCCUGAAUGUCUGGAUGGUGUCCAACACGUGUUGAACCCAGACUGCGGGAUAUCGAUACCGGCCAGCUAUACGGCGCAUUUCACGCCAAUUGCAACGCCUCGGCUCUGGGCAGAUAUCUCUCAUCGGAGCACAACGGUCGAUGCAGGUGCUUUCGAGAUACCCUGGGUGGUUAUGCUACAGCAGAUGGAUUUCCUCUCCAUCGAUUCGCAUCAACCGGCGCUGUAUCAAUCCCAGCUGUCAAGCGGGGGAAAACCCAACCAGCUCAAUCUGGAUCCUCCGCUCAGGCCAUACAUACAGACUGCUUGGAAGUUUACCCACCCGAGUCCACCAACGAUUCUCGCUCAGUCGUCCUUGAGACGAGGGGGAUCUGCGAUCGGCGGCGGCGGAGGAUUCACCGGCGGUGAUGGGGCCAACGAGCACAAUGCUCGAUCGUGUAGCCUUACCUUCCCUAUCCAGGAGCAAGGUGUCUGCCAUGGGUUGGCCGGAUACUUUGAGACGGUGCUGUACAGUGGGAGUGAAGGCAGCGUCGAGCUUAGCACUAAUCCGGUAACCAUGGAGCAGAAGUCCAAGGACAUGAUCUCCUGGUUUCCAAUCUUCUUCCCUCUCAAGACACCGAUGCAAGUCCCUGCCAAUUCCGAGAUGCAAAUAAGCAUGUGGCGACAGACGGACGACCGCAAAGUGUGGUACGAAUGGCUCGUAGAGAGCUUCAUCUUCGUCAAUGGCGAACGCAUCCGGCUGGCAGUUUCGGAUUUGCAUUCGAGCAAGUCAAGCGGCUGCCUCAUGUGAGAGAGCUGUGCCCACUGUUUCUGGGUGUUGUAAUCGUCGGCUGUACGCAGGGGGAUUGCUUUUGAAGAAGUUCGACGAUAGCCCUACAGGAGGCUACUGCUUUGGUUGUUGGAAACACAUAUACGCCGUUAUGAUACCCUAUUUUCAGGACAAUUUGACUUGUUUCGCC
Westerdykella ornata is the source of this 2793-nucleotide messenger RNA. RefSeq names its product protein arginine N-methyltransferase HSL7. Gene Ontology annotation, biological process: regulation of DNA-templated transcription; peptidyl-arginine N-methylation. Lineage: Eukaryota; Fungi; Ascomycota; Dothideomycetes; Pleosporales; Sporormiaceae. Bases 204 to 2624 code for a protein of 806 amino acids. Gene Ontology annotation, cellular component: cytosol; nucleus. The record is from RefSeq and is a predicted model, not a curated record. The transcript is spliced from 4 exons.